CGACUGUUUUGAAAAGAAGCGGCGCUAAAAAAAAAGUUCGCGUUUUAAUUAAAGGACUGUGUUUCAUUUUUACAAAUAAAAAGGGUAAUAAGAGGAUAACAUGGCUGUACUGAAACCUUACGGCAAAAUCCCCGAACUGAACACCGCCACUAUUCUGCUGGUGGAAAACGAGGAGCAGUUUCAGUCCAAGCUGGCCGACGCGAUCGUACAGCAGGAGAAAGACGUCAACGUCAACGUACGUCUGGCGUGCAGACUUCCCCUCCCCGUAGAGAACGGCGAGACGCGACCCCGCGUGGACCUGGUGGCGUUCGUGGUGAACCUGCUGUCGGAGCGCAGCCUGCAGGCGGUGGAGAGUUCCCUCGCCCACCUGAGCCACGACUACUUCCUGGGGAGGGUGUGCUUCGUGGUUACAGACGCACGCUGUGGCGCGGUGGCUCAGGAGCGUUUCCUCAGCAUCAGGAGGAUGGCGGCGUCUCACCGCUGCGCCCUGAUCUGCGCCGAACACAAGACGGAGGACGGCGUGAGCGCGGCGGCGUCCAGGCUGCUCACCCUCCUGAAGGUGUCGGCCGGCGUGUCUCCCGUGGCGACCACGGCGCUCUACCUGUCGGCGCUGACCCGCUGCACGCUGCCCUCGGACCUGGACGAGGACUGAC
Messenger RNA from Trichomycterus rosablanca, 653 nucleotides. It is a transcript of the gene pane1, whose product is annotated as proliferation associated nuclear element. The transcript is spliced from 5 exons. Bases 101 to 652 code for a protein of 183 amino acids. The record is from RefSeq and is a predicted model, not a curated record. Lineage: Eukaryota; Metazoa; Chordata; Actinopteri; Siluriformes; Trichomycteridae.